Molecule: messenger RNA, 945 nt
Organism: Parascedosporium putredinis
Lineage: Eukaryota; Fungi; Ascomycota; Sordariomycetes; Microascales; Microascaceae
Source: the annotation of a GenBank genome assembly
AUGGGUGAAACAGCGGAAUUCUUAGUCGAGCAUGACCCUAACUUUCGGAGCAACUUUGGACAUCUGAGUGCCGCCAAAGUGUUGGACGCGUAUGCUGCCACUGCUGUGACGCCUUUCGACCGUACAUUUACGAAAUCUCAUUUCUACAAGAUAUUUUCUAAGAUUCUAGUGGAAGGCCAAUGUCUCUCUAAGCGGGACCUUGAUGUCUUCCUUAAAUACAUGUCUCGCGACACAGGGGCCCUCACUUACGAUGAUAAGACCGUCAAGAUGAGGGGGUGUAGCACUUCACCCCACGAUAAUUGCAUUACAGAAGAAGAUGCGGCCAUCGCCGCGAUAAAGGAAUUGACAGAAGAUAUUCAAUCGCAGAUAGCUGCGAUGGGGAUGCGGGUUGAAGACCUCCGAGCGAAAGCUAAGCAGUGCAUUGCUCGCAGCAACAGAAUAUCCGCAAUGGCCUUGUUGAAGUCCAAAAGACUUACUGAAGACGCGCUUCAAAAACGAUAUGCGACUCUGGCGCAACUUGAAGAGAUAGCACAUAAAAUGCAACAAGCCGUCAACCAAGUCCAGCUUGUCGAUGUUAUGAAAGCCUCGACAGGCGCCUUGCACAUUCUUAACCAGCAGGUCGGCGGUGUGGAGAAGGUAGAACAGGUUGUUAAUAAAUUGAGAGACCAGAUGGACGAGGUUGAUGAGUUGGGUAAUGUUCUUGUCAAUACAGGCUCCGUUGACGAGGCGGAGCUCAACGAUGAACUUGCAAGGCUGGAGGAAGGAUUUCAGUCCGCUUCCGGAGAACAACACCGGGUAGGGACGGCUCAAAGUCUUGACGUGCGGACUAUACUCAAUGAAGCACCAAGCGUGCCAUCGGUCAUCCAGCGGGCCACGGAGAGGAAUUGGAACAAGUCCAAAGGCAGGAGACCCUCCCUGAGGAUGCAAUUUAGCACGCGGGUUUGA